Molecule: messenger RNA, 1251 nt
Organism: Dovyalis caffra
Lineage: Eukaryota; Viridiplantae; Streptophyta; Magnoliopsida; Malpighiales; Salicaceae
Source: the annotation of a GenBank genome assembly
AUGGUUCAUAAAGGUGAUUUGGUUGUUAUUGGAAUCUCCGUAGGUUUGGCCCUUGGUAUCUUGAUAGCUUUACUUAUAUUUUUUGGCAUAAAGUGGUACAAGAAGCGUGCUAAUCUCCGACAGUGUUCAAAUGAUCAUAGUCUUCCGACUCUUCCAAUACGCAUGAAUGGCCUGGGUACAAGCAAUGACUUUAGUGCAUCUCUUGCAAGUUCCAUUACCAUCCAGGGAUCAGAACCUAAGAAGAGCUCCCAGGUUUCUUCUUGGUGGAAUCAUCACAGUAAAGAUCGGUUUGCUUCUGCAUCAGGCAUACUUAGAUAUUCUUACAAGGAUAUUCAGAAAGCUACACAAAAUUUCACGACUGUUUUGGGACAAGGUUCAUUUGGUCCUGUAUAUAAAGCAGUUAUGCCUACUGGAGAAGCAUUGGCUGUGAAGGUGCUUGCUUCUAACUCAAAGCAGGGGGAAAAAGAGUUCCAAACAGAGGUAUCUCUUUUAGGAAGGCUGCAUCACCGCAAUCUUGUGAAUUUGUUAGGAUAUUGUAUAGAUAAAGGAAGCCACAUGUUGAUUUAUCAGUUCAUGAGUAAUGGGAGCUUAGCGAACCAUCUUUAUAAUGAUGAAGAACAAUUUUUGAGUUGGGAAGAAAGACUUCAAAUUGCCCUUGAUAUUUCACAUGGAAUUGAAUAUCUUCAUGAAGGGGCAGUCCCACCUGUUAUACAUCGUGAUUUGAAGUCUGCAAACAUAUUGCUGGACCAGUCAAUGAGAGCUAAAGUUGCUGAUUUUGGACUUUCAAAAGAAGAGGUCUUUGAUGAGCACAACUCUGGCUUGAAAGGUACAUAUGGCUACAUAGAUCCAGUGUACAUAUCCACAAACAAGUUCACCAUGAAGAGUGACAUCUACAGUUUUGGUAUUAUCAUCUUCGAACUUAUUACAGCGAUCCACCCACAUCAAAACCUAAUGGAAUACGUUAAUCUCGCUGGUAUGAGUCCAGAUGGUGUUGAUGAAAUACUAGACAAGAAGCUGGUUGGAGAAUGCAGAAUUGAAGAAGUGAGGGACCUAGCUGCCAUUGCCCACAAAUGCUUGCAAAAAUUCCAAAGAAAGAGACCUUCAAUAGGAGAAGUUUCACAGGCUAUAUUGAAGAUAAAACAAAGGCGCCUUGAUAGGGAAAAGUCUAGAGAAUUUUCACGAGUUGUGAGCAGGAUACAGGAUCAACAGGUGGAGUUGAGUAGGAUGGCCAGCAUAAAAGAUGACGAUUGA